Racocetra fulgida is the source of this 603-nucleotide messenger RNA. The record is from the annotation of a GenBank genome assembly. NCBI's taxonomy places the organism in Eukaryota, Fungi, Glomeromycota, Glomeromycetes, Diversisporales, Gigasporaceae.
AUGCAUAAACCAAAUACGACAUUCAAUUGCUUGGAUAUCGCUUGUGGAAGCGGACGAGAUGCUUCCUGGCUUUGUCUACGCACAACUGUUGACUGGCAUGUCACUGCCAUCGAUGCUAUGACUAGUGCUCUCGACCGAACAAGGCAAUUAGCACAGGGUGUUGGAGUCUUGUCCAAGAUUCAAACCGUACCUGUAAAGAUCAUGCCGGAUGGAUCGGUUAAGCAACCUCCGAUAAGAGCUGGAGAUAUCAAAAAUGGUAAGACAAAUUUAUAUGAUAAUGUUGAUUUUCUUUGCCAAACCUAUGACCUUGUCCUCUGUGUCCGCUUUUUGCGUCGAAAAUUUUUCGAUACCAUGAUGAAAAUGGUAAAGCCUGGAGGAUUUCUUUUGAUCAGCACAUUUGUAAAUGAUGGAGUGCACUCGUACAAGUAUCCUAAAUGUGAAACACAUCGAUUGAGACUUGGUGAGCUUGACGCAUUUUUUCAAGAUCAAUUUGAAGUAUUGCAAAAUGAAAUCGAGCUUAUAGAAGAUGGAAGACCGGUGAAUUCGUUCUUAGCCAGAAAGCGAACAGGUUCACCGGAAAAACAGCAUGUAAACAACAAAUAA